Messenger RNA from Phytomonas sp. EM1, 1746 nucleotides. The record is from the annotation of a GenBank genome assembly. Lineage: Eukaryota; Euglenozoa; Kinetoplastea; Trypanosomatida; Trypanosomatidae.
AUGAAACGAUUCUCCAACAGCGCUAGUAAGGAUAACCUGAUUACGCUCAAAAAGAAGCGGAAGCCCCUCGCAGAGUUGGUGCAUGAGGAAUUAGACGCAUCCACCUCCCAUCAUUCCCCUUCCGAUCGUUAUGGAAAAGGAGAUCCCCUCACGGGUGACGACGCCGAUGCCGGGAUGGGCGGGGCGGUGGAGGAAUACGACUGGGAAAACGAUUCCGAGGAGGCCUUUUCGCCGUCUUCUUCCGCGAAGAACGGAAAAACGCGAAAGCGCCUUCGUGGGGAGGAGGACUCUCGUGGAAAAUUACGCCGACGCGGUCCUCUGGAUCCGAUGUUAUCGCAGGGAAAGUACGCGGCCACGCCUGUGGAUGUGGAAACGGCGAUGGAUAACAUCUUUGGGGCUCUGGAUAUGGCGGAUUUGGAUGCGGAGGGGGAGGAAUUAUACGAGGUAGACGAGGAUGGGGAGGAAGGUUUGGAAUCCGACGACGACGAUGGUGCGGGAGAGGAAAGCGACGACGACUUCGAGACGCGGGGAAAGAAGAAAGGCAAAAAAGCCGCGCGCAAAAAAGUCAAGCGGGCGAAGGAUUUAACGGAGGAGGAGUACGUCGAGUGGCUUUCCAAAAAGCAACAAAAAAGGCGUCGGACGGCCGGAGGUCUUCUCUCCUCAUCCGAUCCCCACGGUGGGGAGGAGGAGGCGAUUUUAGAACAGCUCGAAUCGCUCCGGCAACAGCAACUGCAACUCGUUCGUCGAGCCCCCCGGGAAGGGGAAGGGGAAGGAGAGGUGGAAUCGAGCAGCGCAUCGCCCUCGCGCGCGCAGGAGGCGAUUCGACAUUUCGUUUCGCUUUACACGCAACUCCUCCACGUGCGGGCGAAGCUGCAGCCCGCGGUUUGCCGCGCGGUCGGCCUCCCGCCGUAUUACGCGCGUUCGCUCUUUUUAGAGGGGCUCGAGGACGGGGGGCGCGCGGGAAAACCGGCAUCCGCGGCCGCGGAAAACGAUCCCGACGUGAGCCCCGAGAAGAUUCAACAGGCCUACGCGGAUGUUCGGGCGGAGCUCCGUUCGAUUUUGGCGAUUUUCUUCCAAAUCGGCGUGGAGGCCUCCGCGCGCGGGACGAAACCACCCGCUUCACGCCGCUCGGAUCCCCCCGCGGUGCCCUCCUUCGCGCAGCUCCAACGACGGCAUCGCGAGAUCAUCCAAAAGGCGUCCGAUUGCGUGGCCUUUUGGGGAGAUAAAUUCGUCCAGGCGAACAGCGCGAAGCUGAAGGUGAUCGCGCAGCCGCUCAAAAAGCAGAUCGAGGCGAUUCUCGCGUCGAAAGGGCGACUUCGGAUUCGCGUGCAGAAGAACGCCGCGCAUCAGGUGAUUCUCGGGCAUCCGUUGCACUCUCGCGCGCGUUUGGAGGUUUCCACGGCGGCCGACCCUUCCGAGGCGGAUCGCGUUCUUCAGGCGAAGACGCAACGCGCGAUGGCGAUCGCGGCCGGCGAUCUCGAUGAGGAGCUCUACGACGAUUCCGAUUUCGUGCGGGAGUUGGUGCGGCGUGGCGGGUUUGCCGCGCAACAGCUGAAGCAGCAGCUCCUUGACCUCGCGACUCCCCCACAGUUGGGGAAGGAGCCCGCGAAAAAAGGGUUUCACCGCCUUACCAAAGGGAAAUCGGUGAGUUAUGAACCCCGGCCGAAGAUUGUGGGGUUUCAAAUGGCGCGAGGAUUUGAGGGGAGUGGGCGGAAUGAUGUCAUCAUGAAAUCCCUUUUUCAGUGA